AUGAAAAGAACUAGUAUGAUCCUCACUAUUGCUGCUGUGGUCUCCAUCAGUCAAGCUACCAGACUACAAACUAAGUCAACCACACAGCUCGCCCAUCCCGCAUAUGAUAAGCAGAUUCUCGUUGAAACCGCUGCUGCAGUUCUGUUUGGAGGUGAUGAACAACAAUUUGCCCAAGCUGCAGAUCAAGCACUCAACCAAAUCGCUUUCGACUUCAAUGCAAUUAAGAAUAAGUUGAAAGAUAAAGCUUUGUAGGUUAUUAAACAAUAAGCCGCAAAGAUAUUGGGUGGAGGAUAGUAAGCCGCUAAAGCUGCUCAACUAGAUGAGGAUGUUUCAAGAUAUAUCUUGAGUGAAAUUGCAGCAGGAAAUCCAUAGUUCAUGUAAGCCUUUGCUGAAGUCUCAGUAAGCGGUACAGUUGCAGCUGAAUCUCAAUCAGGUGAUCAAUACUUUGAUUGGCUUAGAAAUCUUUUCUCAAAGAAACAACAAGCCGAAAACAAGAAUGACAAGAAAGCUGCUCAAGAAGCACAGGAAUAGAUUGAGGCUGAAGUAGCCAACUACAUCAGAGCUCAAGGUCAGUAAAUAUUUGAGGACUUGAACGGAAAGAUUGUCAGAGCCUAAUCAGUUAUUGAGGUUGCAGAAGAAGGCAACAACGAUGACGAUGAUGACGAUGAUGAUGAUGAUGAUGAUUUCAAUGAUGCUCAAAUUACUGAAGCAGUCCACAACUACAUUCUUUCACAAUCAUUAGAACAGUCAACUUCAGAGUUUGAUUCUUGGUAUGCUCAACUUAGCACUGAGGACAGAUCUUAAUUCGAAAGCCUAAAGGAUAAACUCAAAAGACAAAUCCUCACGAAAAUUGGUCAGUUAAAGCAAAAUGGACUUGAUAAAUUGAAGGGUGCUAUUGGAGAAAAUGCUUAUAAUGCACUCUCAAAAAUGGCCAAGCCUUUGAUCGAAAAGUCACCAGUAGGAAAUUUCGUCCAUCAGAUCGAUAAUGAUGCUCAUGGAGCUGACCAAAACAAUCAAGCUAAAGCUCAAAUGAUUGCCGCUGAAUCAAUCUCUGCUGCUUUGAUUAAAGUGAGAAACCAAUGA
Molecule: messenger RNA, 1083 nt
Organism: Stylonychia lemnae
Lineage: Eukaryota; Ciliophora; Spirotrichea; Sporadotrichida; Oxytrichidae
Source: the annotation of a GenBank genome assembly